AUGGGUGACUGGGAUUUCCUGUCUAAACUGCUGGAUAAGGUCCAGUCCCAGUCCACCGUCAUCGGGAAUGUCUGGCUCAGUGUGCUGUUUAUCUUCAGGAUCACGAUCCUUAUAACCGGAGCAGAGAAGGUGUGGGAUGAUGAACAGUCCAAAAUGAUCUGCAACACCAUACAGCCUGGCUGCGAGAACGUCUGCUAUGACCACGCCUUCCCGAUCUCACACAUUCGAUUCUGGGUUCUCCAGAUUAUCUUCGUCUCAACGCCGACACUGAUCUACCUCGGUCAUGUCGCCCAUGUCGUCCAUAAAGAGAAAAAGCAUAAAGAGUACAAAGUUCCCAAGUACUCUGACGAAAAAGGCCACGUGAAGAUUAAAGGCAGACUGCUGGGAUACUACAUGACUGCCAUCUUUUUUAGUAUCAUUUUGGAGGUGGCGUUCAUCGUGGGGCAGUAUUAUCUAUACGGGUUCAUCAUGGAUCCGAAAAUCGUUUGCUCCAAAGCUCCCUGUCCCUUCACUGUAGAGUGUUACAUGUCUCGACCCACCGAGAAGACCAUCUUCAUCAUCUUCAUGCUUGUAGUGUCAUGCGUCUCUCUUCUGCUCAACGUCAUGGAGAUCUUCUACCUGAUAUGGUCUCGCUUAUCCAGGAGAAAGUCUAAGGCAAGAACCGUAACUACAUCAGAUUCAUGUGCAGCAUUAAAGAGUUUAAAAUACGGUAACUCCAGGUGUAGAGAGCACCUUUGUGUCCCUGCUCAUGAUGGAAUUGAUGGGAAUGAGAAGGAAAAAGGGCUUUGAAGAGUCGGAGUAGUCACAUUAAUAUAGUUAUUAGUAAGUUAGAUGUUAUUAAGGGACUAAUCAAAGAGAGGCAGCAGAAUGGAUGAAACAAAGAAAUUAAAGGAAGAUAUCUUUUUUAAAAAAUAAACCGUUAAUUUAGGAUGCACUAUGAGGAUGCAAGUUAUAAAAAGAUGAAGGGAUGAUCAUACUGGUCUGAACAGUUGUCUCUAUGUGACUGGAAAUAAUGAUGGAAAGUGUGAAGAAACAGUGAAUGUUUUAUUAUAUUGCCAGAAGUUUGUUUCAUAGAGAGAAGUUUUAAAGAAUAGAGUAAGAAAAACUGAAGAGAAAAAUAUCUAUAAAGUUAUAUCCUAAAAAAAAUCAUCGAGUGACAAGUGUUGGAAACUCCUUCUAGAAUAUUUAGG
Molecule: messenger RNA, 1190 nt
Organism: Thunnus maccoyii (southern bluefin tuna)
Lineage: Eukaryota; Metazoa; Chordata; Actinopteri; Scombriformes; Scombridae
Product: gap junction Cx32.2 protein-like
Exons: 3
Coding region: 1-789 (262 amino acids)
Biological process (GO): cell communication
Cellular component (GO): connexin complex
Source: RefSeq, a predicted model, not a curated record